AUGGAGCUUUCAAAGACACUUAUCCGAACUGUGGCGCGAGCAUUUUACGAGACCCGUCACAUCUUGGUCGUUGAUGCGCUCUUUCUACAUUCAGUUCUUCACGCUGAGGAUCUAGCCUUUUUGAUGGGAAUGCAACAGAAAGAUCUUCGCAAGCUUUGCGCCAAGCUUCGAGAGGAUCGCUUGAUCGGAGUGAGCACACGCGCCGAGAUCCGCGAUGGCUCUACUCGCCCAGUCAAUCGCGAAUAUUAUUACAUCCCCCUACACCCGGUUGUCGAUGCGAUCAAAUUCAAAGUCUCCAAGUUGACAGCUAUCAUCAAAGCGCAGUACACACCGAGUGAAGAGCGCAAGGAAUACAUCUGCGUACGAUGCAAAUCCGAAUGGACCGAACUGGAUGUAUUGAGUCUGGUUGGAGAUGAAGGGUUCGAAUGUCAAAAUUGCGGCGCCAUCCUGGAACGGACGGAGGAUGUCAAGGGCGCGGAAGGGAUGGACCGUACGGGCCACGAGAAAAACAGUAAGCUUAUGGCACAGCUAGAUAACAUGCUCAAACUGCUCAAGCAGAUUGACUCGGUCGAAAUUCCGCCGAAUGAUUUUGAAACAGCGUGGGAUCACAAGGUGGAGGUUAUUCGGAACCAGAAUACACACCCAGUCCGUGCCGCGAUUGCUGUUCCUCCCAAGGCCCAGGAUAUCACACGUCCUAAUGCCAAGACGGAUGCCGCUGCACUGGAGAUCUCCCUCACCUCAAGCGAGGAAAAGAGUGCUGCCGAGCAGGCCGAUGAGGCCGCUCGUAAGGCAGCAUUGGAGAAGCAAAACGCACUUCCAGUUUGGCACACACAUUCUACGGUCAAUGCAUCCCAGGUUGGCAGUUCUCAGAUCAAGACCGACGUUGGCACUGUAGUGAAGCCUGAGCUUGUGGACGAGGACCAAAAACCUAGUCUGGAUGCUUUGGACGACAAGGUCGCCGCGUACUACGCUGAAAUGGAGCGCGAGAAGGAACUGCAGGCUCAAGCAGAUGCCAGUAGUGCAGAAGAUGAUUCAGAUGAAGAAGACUUUGAGGACGUCGAGGGGAUCUCUGGUCCAAGCGGACCGGCUACGCCCGCCAUGGCUGGCGGUCUUACAAGUGCCCCUACCACAUCUUCUGGGGGCGCUGGCACCAAGCGUGAACACGAACCGGCCGCUACUGUCCCUCCAUCAUCAAUUGGGACUCCGUCUGCGCCUGCCGACGAUGGACCUGCGGCAAAGAAAAUCAAGGUCGAUCCUGAUAUCAAGCCUGAUCCUGAUGUUAAAAUUGAGGCUGAGGUUAAGAAGGAGGCCGAGGAAUCUGAUGAGGACGAUGAGGAAUUUGAAGAUCUCCAUUUUGGAAGCCCAGGCGCGUUCCACGAUAUCUAUCAUAGCAGCAAAAGGUGGGACAAGGACACGGGUCUUUAUCGAACCCCCGGAGUCUCAUCUGGGUCAUUCACGUUCUUGAAAUAUGCUCAGGCAAAAGAACGACGGGAGGUGAUUCUUCCCAUUUUCUCCAAGAAAGCCAUAAAUAGUCUUGAGCAUCUCGUCUGGCGAAACGCAAAUCGUCUUGCAUCUUCUAUCGCCCAGACAAAUGCCACAAAAAGAUCUAUCGACCUACUCUACGCAUUCCGUUCCUAUACUCUCGACACUAUAAUGUGCUUCACAUUCGGCAACUGCGUAAACGCCCUGGAUGCGCCGGCAUUCAGCGACCCUCUCAUUCUAGCCAUGGACGCCAGCCUUCGUAUGCUGCCUCUCAUGAAGAACUUCCCUAUGAUACGAGACCUCAUAUUCACCGUUCCACCGGCCCUAGUCAUGCGCCUUAUCCCAAACGCCCAGAAACUAGCUCCACGCCUAUACCAGGUCCGGGAUCUCGUCCAACAACAGCUUCAAAUCGUCCUAAACUGCCCUUCGAAGCUAGAUACCGUGCCACACCAGACCCUCUUUCACCGAAUGCUCGACCCAGAAUCAUACCGGAGCAAGGAAGUCCUGAAUCUAGCAGAACUACAUGACGAAGGCUUCACACUCAUCUUCGCGGGCGCCAACACAGUAGCCGACACGCUGCUCAUGGGCCACUGGCAUGCAAUGCAAAACCAGACUUUGCUAACACAGCUGAGAAAUGAGAUUUUGACUGUCUGGCCCGACAUCGACAAACAGCCAUCCUUGACAGAUCUCGAGACCUUACCACUCCUCACGGCAACUAUCAAAGAAUCUCUGCGCUUUAUUCCAUCUGGCGUAUCGCUAACGCGUGUCGUACCACCAGGCGGCGCUGUGAUAGCAGGGCAACAGAUCCCCGGUGGGACGGUGGUGGGGAUGGCUAUCUUACAUGUGCAUCAGAGCGCGGAAGUAUGGGGUACGGAUGCGCUUAUGUUCCGACCGGAACGGUGGCUGGAGAGUUCAGAUCAGGCAAGUGCCCGGAAUGGGAAGAGUGAAUUGGAUCACUGGCUCGUUGCUUUCAGUCGGGGGCCGCGUAUGUGUUUCGGUAUGAACUUGGCUUGGGCGGAGAUGUACAUCGCUUUCGCGACUAUGGUUCGGAACUUUGACAUGACUAUUGACGGCACAACGGCCGAGGAUAUGCAAUGGCGAGAGUGCAUUGCAGCUUACUAUCCUAAUAGGCAUUUGCAUGCGUGGUGUCGGCCGGCUGGGCCCGGGAAGGUGAAGUAA
Messenger RNA from Penicillium roqueforti, 2661 nucleotides. RefSeq names its product putative transcription factor TFIIE complex alpha subunit. Bases 1 to 2661 code for a protein of 886 amino acids. The record is from RefSeq and is a predicted model, not a curated record. Lineage: Eukaryota; Fungi; Ascomycota; Eurotiomycetes; Eurotiales; Aspergillaceae. The transcript has 5 exons. Gene Ontology annotation, biological process: transcription initiation at RNA polymerase II promoter; transcription open complex formation at RNA polymerase II promoter. Gene Ontology annotation, cellular component: transcription factor TFIIE complex. Gene Ontology annotation, molecular function: heme binding; iron ion binding; oxidoreductase activity, acting on paired donors, with incorporation or reduction of molecular oxygen.